AUGCACUCUUCAUAUUCCCCACUUUUCACUUUGGGUCUUCUAGCGGAGCGACGGGCGGGUCUCUCGUCUGCACACAGCACCGCCCUUCCGGUCGUCCCUUCAACUUCAACGGGCACAUCCUACAAGUCACAUCCUGCUGCUGCUGAUGAUCAUGCCUCCGCUUUCUAUUUCACCCUUCAAAUGGGACAAAGAGAUACCGUUGAACUUCGGUCAUUCCUCUCCCUCGACCUGGCAGACUCCAAUCGUCCGAUUGCAAGUCACAGGCGCAAGCCGUCAGUCAUGUCAAAGUCUACUAGUUGGACUUAUACAUCCGAUGUAACCUCAGUUCAUGACUUACGAAUCCAAAGACCCGCCUUUGCCCGUCUUCCACCAUUACCUUCCGCAAGCACGCUCCACCGAUCGUCCCGUGAAUCUUUAAGGCAAAUUCCUUCUCCUAAACCUGCUCCGGUAUCAUCUACCUUACCCGAGCCCCCAACUUCCCUUGAUCGCCCCCCGCGCUCCUCUCCACGAAAGCCACUUUCGUCUGCGACUAACGCAUCUUUUUCGACUCCCCUGUUAUCGCCCACUAGCCCGUCAGGCAAGGGAUCAUCCCUGUAUUCCUCGUCUAUCACAUCACAUCAAAGGCGAAAAAGUCGCAUGGACGCUCUGGCAUGUCUUGAGGGCCGCUCCCGUGCUGCUAACCGCAUCCCGAGAUCGAAUCUCAGAAAAAAUUUCAUGAGCAUGAGCGACGAUGAGGAAGAGGAAGCCAAGGCACUUUCGUCACUAGGGAACACUCCCUUCAUUCAAGUCGAGGAUUUUGGCUCCUUUGCAGAUAUCGAAGAUGAAGGAGAUGUGAUCGUCCCACCUUCCAAACAUCUUUCCCAAAAACAAGUCACUUUGCCUCGUUCAGUCUCAGUAUCGAAGCCCGCGAAGCGCCAGAGAAGAAGCACUGUCGAUACAUGGUUUCCCCUCAAAAGUUUCAUCGAUCUGAAAGACGAUGAUCUAUCAUGGAAUUGGCGGAGCUUCAUCGAGAUCGGCGGAGUCUCAUGA
Molecule: messenger RNA, 1029 nt
Organism: Suillus fuscotomentosus
Lineage: Eukaryota; Fungi; Basidiomycota; Agaricomycetes; Boletales; Suillaceae
Exons: 2
Coding region: 1-1029 (342 amino acids)
Source: RefSeq, a predicted model, not a curated record